AUGGCAGCAAGCGUAAUACAACUCCAGUGCGAUUGCAAGAAUGAUCCGUGGGGUAAGAAAGGUGGCGAAUCUCUCGCCGGCCGUUUAUGGUCGCAGAUGCCCGACGCGAGCCCACUAGAUCAGUCACAGACAUACUCUGAGAUGUGGAUGGGAACCUACCCUUCAGUACCGUCUCGACUUGCUUCGAGCGGCGAGCUGCUCCAAGACCACAUCAAGAACAAUCCCGAAUUACUCGGAAGUAGAUUUUGCGAUAGAUAUUCGACCGAAGUCCCAUUUUUGCCCAAGAUUCUCUCUUUUGAGAAGGCCCUGCCACUGCAAUUGCACCCCGACAAAAAGCUGGCUGAGAAGUUGCACGCAUAUGACUCCACUAAGUUCGGAGAUAGUAAUCAUAAGCCAGAGAUUGCGGUAGCGCUCACUCGAUUUGAAUUAUUCGUUGGCUUCAAGCCUAUUGAGGAACUGAGAGAGAUCAUCAGGCUGGGUCCUCUGCAGGAAAUCUUGCCAAAGUACGAGCAUGUUGACGAGAAGGCUUUACGAGAGACGUGUCGCGCUUUGCUCAAACUCUCAGAGCGCGAUGCUUCUAGUAUAAUCGACAAACUGAAGCACCUUCCCGCUUCGGAUCUUGGAGCAAAGCAUCAGCACAUACCCAAACUGGUAGAGCGAUUGAGCGAACAAUAUUCGGAAUCUGAUAACGGUAUCUUGAUCGCUUCAUUAUUGAUGAACUACAUGGCUCUGGAGCCAGGCGAGGCUGUCUGUGUACCAGCUGAUAGCAUCCAUGCUUGGUUAUCAGGGGAUAUUCUCGAAUGCAUGGCGAGAUCAGACAAUGUCCUCAACACCGGGUUCUGCCCUCGUGCCGACAGAGACAAUAUCAACCUUUUCACGCAAGCUCUCACUUUCAAACCUCAAGGCCAAGAAGCCUCGUUAUUACAAGGUCAACCGAGCUCCUUCGGAUCCACCCAGAAGACAGUUGAAUACGCUCCCCCAUUUAGCGAGUUUAAUGUUCUUGGGGUAAGCUUAAAUGGAAAGGAAAUGGAAACUCACGCCGUGCUUCAUUCUCCUAGUAUACUUGUUGUUACUGAGGGCUCCGGAAUUAUGGCCACAGGACAGGCCGAUAAUUACGAUCUGCGUGAAGGAAGUGUGUUCUUCGCUGGUCCGGAGGCCAAAUUACAAUUUGCGACACAUGGGUCGUUGAAUAUCUACAGGGCUUAUGCCACUCUGUGA
This is a messenger RNA of Penicillium angulare, 1218 nucleotides long. RefSeq lists its product as uncharacterized. Gene Ontology annotation, molecular function: zinc ion binding; mannose-6-phosphate isomerase activity. Gene Ontology annotation, cellular component: cytosol. The transcript has 4 exons. The record is from RefSeq and is a predicted model, not a curated record. The coding region runs from base 1 to 1218 and encodes 405 amino acids. NCBI's taxonomy places the organism in Eukaryota, Fungi, Ascomycota, Eurotiomycetes, Eurotiales, Aspergillaceae. Gene Ontology annotation, biological process: GDP-mannose biosynthetic process; carbohydrate metabolic process.